UAGAUCCUCAGAGGUCUCUAAGCUAAAUAAUAAUGAAAGCAGUCAUUCUAAUUAUCGUCCUAGUGGCAGUUGUCCAAGCAACUAGUCUUAAAGACAUUCUUAAGGCUGAGUUUAACGCCUUCAAAUUGAAGCACCACAAAACCUACCAGGAUGCUAGUGAGGAGUUGAAGCGCCUUCAGAUAUUCGUGGAAAACAAGAAACUGAUCGACACUCACAACAAACGCUAUGUGGCCGGAGAGGAGUCUUACGAGAUGGGUGUGAAUAAAUUUUCUGAUAUGACUCCCGAGGAAUUCAAAACGCUUGUGCUCACAAACCUCAAUCCUGCUGACUCCCAGGAGGGAAUCGACUAUAUUUACAAUCCUUCUAGCUACGUUAACCUACCAAGUAGCGUUGAUUGGCGUGAUUGGGGCGCUGUUAACCCAGUUUAA
Messenger RNA from Drosophila albomicans, 428 nucleotides. Its product is annotated as cathepsin L-like. The coding region runs from base 33 to 428 and encodes 131 amino acids. NCBI's taxonomy places the organism in Eukaryota, Metazoa, Arthropoda, Insecta, Diptera, Drosophilidae. The record is from RefSeq and is a predicted model, not a curated record. The transcript has a single exon.